UAUGCCCGGAGCCGAGGCGCGAUGAAGGAGAAGUCCAAGAAUGCGGCCAAGACGAGGAGGGAGAAGGAAAAUGGCGAGUUUUAUGAGCUGGCCAAGCUGCUGCCGCUGCCGUCGGCCAUCACCUCGCAGCUGGACAAGGCGUCCAUCAUCCGGCUCACCACCAGCUACCUGAAGAUGCGCGCGGUCUUCCCCGAAGGUCUCGGAGACGCCUGGGGACAGCCGAGCCGCGCCGGGCCUCUGGACAGUGUCGCCAAGGAGCUGGGGUCGCACCUGCUGCAGACUUUGGACGGAUUUGUUUUUGUGGUAGCAUCCGAUGGCAAAAUCAUGUACAUAUCGGAAACAGCUUCCGUACAUCUCGGCUUGUCCCAGGUGGAGCUCACGGGCAACAGCAUUUACGAGUACAUCCACCCUUCGGACCACGACGAGAUGACGGCUGUCCUUGCGGCCCACCAGCCUCUCCACCACCACCUGCUCCAAGAGUACGAGAUCGAGAGGUCGUUCUUCCUCCGAAUGAAGUGUGUGCUGGCGAAGAGGAACGCGGGCCUGACCUGCAGCGGCUACAAGGUCAUCCACUGCAGCGGCUACUUGAAGAUCAGGCAGUACAUGCUGGACAUGUCCCUGUACGACUCCUGCUACCAGAUCGUGGGGCUGGUGGCCGUGGGCCAGUCGCUGCCGCCCAGCGCCAUCACCGAGAUCAAGCUGCACAGCAACAUGUUCAUGUUCAGGGCCAGCCUGGACCUGAAGCUGAUCUUCCUGGACUCCAGGGUGACGGAGCUGACCGGGUACGAGCCGCAGGACCUGAUCGAGAAGACCCUGUACCACCACGUGCACGGCUGCGACGCCUUCCACCUGCGCUACGCGCACCACCUCCUGCUGGUGAAGGGCCAGGUGACCACCAAGUACUACCGGCUGCUGUCCAAGCUGGGCGGCUGGGUGUGGGUGCAGAGCUACGCCACCGUGGUGCACAACAGCCGCUCCUCCCGGCCCCACUGCAUCGUGAGUGUCAAUUAUGUGCUCACGGACAUCGAAUACAAGGAGCUGCAGCUGUCCCUGGACCAGGUGUCCACGUCCAAGUCCCAGGACUCCUGGAGGACUGCCUUGUCUACCUCACAAGAAACCAGGAAGUUGGCGAAACCCAAAAGCACGAAGAUGAAGACAAAGCUGAGAACAAACCCUUACCCCCCGCAGCACUACAGCCCGUUCCCGAUGGACAAACUGGAGUGCGGCCAGCUCGGCAGCUGGAGAGCCAGCCCCCCGGCGGACGCGGCGGCGGCCCCCCCGGAGCAGCAGCUCCACGCGGAGGGCGGCGACCUGCUGUACGCCCCGCCCUACAGCCUGCCCUUCUCCUACCAUUACGGACACUUCCCCCUGGACUCGCACGUGUUCAGCGGCAAGAAGCCGAUGCUGCCGGCCAAGUUCGGGCAGCCCCAAGGGUCCCCGUGCGAGGUGGCGCGCUUCUUCCUGAGCACGCUGCCCGCCGGCGGCGAGUGCCAGUGGCACUAUGCCAACCCCCUAGUGCCUGGCAGCCCGUCUCCUGCGAAGAACCUCUCCGAGCCACCGGCGAGCUCGGCCCGGCACAGCCUCACGCCGAACUACGAAGCGCCUGCCACCGCCGCCGCUCGCAGGUUCGGCGAGGACACCGCGCCGCCGAGCUUCCCGAGCUGCGGCCACUACCGCGAGGAGCCCGCGCUGGCCCCGGCCAAGGCCGCCCGCCAGGCCCCCCGGGAAGGGGCGCGGCUGGCGCUGGCCCGCGCGGCGCCCGAGUGCUGCGCGCCGCCGGUCCCCGAGCCCCCGGGCGCGCCGGCGCAGCUGCCCUUCGUGCUGCUCAACUACCACCGCGUGCUGGCCCGGCGCGGGCCGCUGGGGGGCGCUGCGCCCGCCCCGCCCGCCCUCGCCGGCGUCCCCGAGGCGGCGCCGGGCGCGCUGCGGCCCCGGCCCCCGGGCCCCGGCCCCGCCGCCUCCUCCCCGCCCGGCGCGCCCCUGCCGCACUACCUGGGCGCCUCGGUCAUCAUCACCCACGGCAGGUGACCCGGCCUGGCCGGACCGCGGCGUCCUGGGGCCGCCCGCAGUGAGAAGCCAUAGGCCAGGCCUCCUGGGCUCCGGUCUCACGACGUCCAGCCGAGUUCAGAGGGGCGAGCUGCAUAGGCACGAUUUAAAUUAAUUUAUACAGAGACGACUAUUUUAAUAGAACUCCGCAGCCGACUUUUAGAUUUUUACCGCAGAUGCCACAAAGGCCGGUGUGGAGGACUGAGGCCCGCCCGAGAGGCGGCUGCCCCAGCUUUGUUCUCCAAGGAACAGGCGCUUUCCUGCAGGGCAGAGCUGGGCCGUCCCACGUGGGACCUCAAACUACCUGGGUUUGGGGGUGCUUGGUUUCCUCACCUCGAUGUCAGGCUGGGGGCCCUGUCUUGUCGCAGACACUCACUGGCCCCAGUGGAGGAACGAAGGAGUCUGGGCUCCGCAAAUGGCCUCCACUUUUGAGGAAGGGAGCACCCUGACAUGGGCAGAUACUCGGGUGGGGGCUGGGGGCCCACUCCCUGUAUUCAGAGCCCUCGCCACGUCUUAGGUCCAGGCAGAAGGUGGUUCUUCCAAGUCCCAUGAACAGACAAACCUUCUGUCUUUAAAAGUCAUGCGUGAGUCUCCUUAAACAUUGUUUUAAUUUAAGUCUUUAAUACACCAAUCAGCAAGCUGAGACCAAUGGGGCAAGCAUGCUUCUUGAGUACCUUCAAAAGCUCUUCCUCCUAACCAAGAAUAGCACCUUCAGAAUCCUGAAUAAGCAUUAAAUGCCAAAAGUAUAUAUAAAUGUAUGUGUGUGUAUAGCCAGAUAUUUUAUGAGACGGACAUGUGGACGAUUUAGGUGCCCGAUGCAAUUGGCUACUCUUGUCAAGCCUGAGUACGAGGCGACGUCCCCCUGGCCCACACAGACCUGCAGGUCCCCAGGCUCAAGGUCGCUGCCAGUAGUGCUGACACAGCUCAAGUGCAUGUGCAAUAUGGGGUGUUGUUGUCCGUGGGCCCCGCUGCGUGGGAGAAAGCGUGCCCAGGGGAUGUCACGGAAGUGACGUGUACAUUGUCUUCAGCAAAGCUCCACACGAACGUGUCGUCACGGGGAGACACAAAUCUUUCACAAAGCACCAGCAGUGUUUUCCAAAUUUUUGUUUAAUUUUUAUGUUUUUUACCCCAAGAUUUGACGGUUUGAAAGUCGUAUCUUGACUCUGAAGGGGAUCAAGGCUUUGAUCCCCCAACGUUCAGUUUCCUCCGCACUGUCAACAGUCCACUUCGCUGAUUUUUCAAAAACGAUUUACUUUCAGGCAACACCAUCUUUCUGCGUGAAAAAGUUUUUCACGUGCCUCUAACUCACUGUUCUGCCAUCGACGUGCCCCUUCGUGGGCUGUCUGCAGAAAUGUGACGGUCUGUCGCCAGCCCAGCAUCCCUGUGACCACCCAAGUCCUUCCCUAGCAGGUAUCCACUGCCCUACGGUGUGAAAUGGAAUUGGCAAAUUUAGGAGCACCUUGGGUGCAGCCAGGAGGCCGGGUCACAUGAAUGGACCGUUCGCCUCUAACUGCACCUAGCUGUCCCUCAUUCGCAGCCCUUGGGGUGUGUGGGGGGGCGAGGGGUGCACAUAAAAUGAGCCUGAGGGAUUACGUCGAUGCUCACGAGUCUCAUGGUUGAACCGCAAUUCCCCAAAGGCGCAGGUGUGAGGGGCAGGAGGCAUAUCGGCUGACAUUUUUCAAUAAAGUACAGCAAAAUGUU
Molecule: messenger RNA, 3747 nt
Organism: Phyllostomus discolor (pale spear-nosed bat)
Lineage: Eukaryota; Metazoa; Chordata; Mammalia; Chiroptera; Phyllostomidae
Gene: SIM2
Product: SIM bHLH transcription factor 2
Exons: 11
Coding region: 22-2028 (668 amino acids)
Biological process (GO): regulation of transcription by RNA polymerase II
Molecular function (GO): protein dimerization activity; RNA polymerase II transcription regulatory region sequence-specific DNA binding; DNA-binding transcription factor activity, RNA polymerase II-specific
Source: RefSeq, a predicted model, not a curated record